AAUAUUUUUAUAAAAUUGUAUAAAUAUUGACACAAUUGACAGCACAAAAUAUAUAAGGCAAUAUUUUUUGGUAGUCCACAAAAACAGUUUUGGAACUUAUCUUUAAUACGAAAUUUUUAAUCAUCGCGUAAGGUUGCACUGCAAAAAUGCAAAGUGCCUGCACAUUGGGCAACAAAAUUAUCCUCAUUUGCGUAAUUCUCGAGCUCGGUAUUGGAAUCGGAAUAGGAGUAGAGGCUCAGCUGCUGAUUUCUUUGACGGGUCCCAAGAAGUGCCAUGAUGUGUGUCCCAUGGGUUAUCGUGUAGUGUGCGCCCUAGAUGUUUUAGAUGGCUGUUUGCGCACUUUUGCCAGCAGCUGUGUAAUGCGCAUGUACAACUGCAAGUACCAGAAAGACUACCGCAUCAUAGCAGAUCGGGCCUGCGAAUUUAUAACCAACGACGAACUCAAAAGGUUGGAACUCUAGUGACGGCUAGACGAAACAAAACGCUGCCUAAGCUCGCCGCCAGAGGGUGCUAGUGCAGAGAUGGCGCACGCGUCGUAUACGCGAUAUGUGGCAAGGAACGUUGCGUGGAUGCAAACGGAAAGGAUAUAUACCAGCAGCCAUCCAUUGUAUUUCUGCUGUUUUUAUGUGUAACUCUCUGGCUAAGGCUCAACUCUCUAGGCUCGCGUCACGUCAUCUCCGCGAACUAAAAUCAUUUCCAAAUUCCUCCGUUUUCCCCUGCAAAACUAUCCUUUUUGUGUUUUGAAUCAAAAUAAAUAGUAUAAAGUGAAUAAUCAAA
Molecule: messenger RNA, 777 nt
Organism: Drosophila ananassae
Lineage: Eukaryota; Metazoa; Arthropoda; Insecta; Diptera; Drosophilidae
Exons: 3
Coding region: 147-461 (104 amino acids)
Molecular function (GO): protein binding
Source: RefSeq, a predicted model, not a curated record